Messenger RNA from Neogale vison (American mink), 1453 nucleotides. It is a transcript of the gene UBE2Q2, whose product is annotated as ubiquitin conjugating enzyme E2 Q2. Gene Ontology annotation, molecular function: protein binding. Bases 227 to 1360 code for a protein of 377 amino acids. NCBI's taxonomy places the organism in Eukaryota, Metazoa, Chordata, Mammalia, Carnivora, Mustelidae. The record is from RefSeq and is a predicted model, not a curated record. The transcript is spliced from 13 exons.
GCAGCCGCCGCCCCCGCCUCCGCCCAGGCCGCCGCACAGCCGCCCGCCGAGGCCUCCGUGCCCCUAGCCAUUUUUCAGCCGCGACACGACGCGGGCCUCGGCGGCGGGGAUAGGCGGAGCCGCGAGACUGCGGCCCCAAGCCGGCCCUGUGGGGCGGUAGCGGCCGUGACGGCGGCUCUGGGCCCGGCUCCCCUUUCGCACCCCUCUUGCCGGAGAUGAGGGGAAGAUGUCCGUGUCAGGGCUCAAGGCCGAGUUGAAGUUCCUGGCGUCCAUCUUCGACAAGAACCACGAGCGAUUCCGCAUCGUCAGCUGGAAGCUGGACGAGCUGCAUUGCCAGUUCCUGCUGCCGCCUCCGCCACUGCCCGGCAGCCCGCACUCGCCGUCUCCGCCGCUUACACUCCACUGCAACAUCACGGAAUCUUACCCAUCUUCUUCACCAAUAUGGUUUGUGGACUCUGAUGACCCAAAUCUGACAUCAGUGCUGGAACGUCUAGAAGAUACUAAGAACAACAAUUCGCUUCGUCAGCAAUUGAAGUGGUUGAUAUGUGAACUCUGCAGAUUAUAUAACCUUCCUAAGCACCUGGAUGUUGAGAUGCUAGAUCAACCAAUACCCACGGGUCAGAAUGGGACCACAGAAGAAGUGACUUCAGAAGAGGAGGAAGAGGAAGAGAUGGCUGAAGAUAUCGAAGACUUGGAUCACUAUGAAAUGAAGGAAGAAGAGUCUAUUAGUGGAAAAAAGUCAGAGGAUGAAGGAAUUGAAAAAGAAAACUUGGCAAUACUAGAGAAAAUUAGGAAGACUCAAAGGCAAGACCAUCUCAAUGGUGCAGUCUCUGGGUCUGUGCAAGCUUCAGAUAGACUUAUGAAAGAGCUCAGGGACAUAUACAGAUCACAGAGUUAUAAAGCAGGGAUUUAUUCAGUGGAACUCAUAAAUGACAGUUUAUAUGACUGGCAUGUUAAACUGCAGAAGGUUGAUCCUGAUAGUCCUUUGCACAGUGAUCUUCAGAUCUUAAAAGAAAAAGAAGGCAUAGAAUAUAUUUUGCUUAACUUCUCUUUUAAGGAUAACUUUCCAUUUGAUCCUCCAUUUGUUCGAGUGGUGUUACCUGUUCUCUCAGGAGGGUAUGUGUUGGGCGGUGGAGCACUAUGUAUGGAACUUCUCACAAAACAGGGCUGGAGCAGUGCCUACUCAAUAGAAUCAGUUAUCAUGCAGAUCAAUGCCACAUUAGUCAAAGGCAAAGCCAGAGUGCAGUUUGGAGCAAAUAAGAAUCAGUAUAAUCUGGCAAGAGCCCAACAGUCCUAUAAUUCCAUUGUACAGAUACAUGAGAAAAAUGGCUGGUACACCCCUCCAAAGGAAGAUGGCUAAAUAUGUUGACUGCCGUAUGUUUGGACCAAUGUUGCUUUAAAGAAAAUCUUUCGAACAUGCAGACACAAGCUUUGAGUGCCCCUUUAACAGCAG